Molecule: messenger RNA, 2153 nt
Organism: Pezoporus occidentalis (night parrot)
Lineage: Eukaryota; Metazoa; Chordata; Aves; Psittaciformes; Psittacidae
Gene: ALDH1A1
Product: aldehyde dehydrogenase 1 family member A1
Exons: 13
Coding region: 98-1627 (509 amino acids)
Molecular function (GO): benzaldehyde dehydrogenase (NAD+) activity
Source: RefSeq, a predicted model, not a curated record
AAGCUAGGAGCUCAGUCAGGACAAAAAUCACUUCACUUCCCUCAUACCUUGUUUCACCUGUGUUUCAGGAGUGUCCUCAGACUCCACAACUGAAAAUAUGAAGAAGCAAGGUUCAGAGAGCAGCCCUGCUCCAGUUUUGCCAGCACUGCCAGAGCCAAUCAAAGAUCUGAAAAUUAAGUACACCAAGAUAUUUAUAAACAAUGAGUGGCAUGAUUCAGUCAGUGGCAAAAAAUUUGAAGUCUUUAACCCUGCAAAUGAAGAGAAAAUCUGUGAAGUUGAAGAAGGUGACAAGGCAGAUGUAGACAAGGCUGUUAAAGCAGCUAGGAAAGCUUUUGAGCUUGGGUCACCCUGGCGUACAAUGGAUGCUUCAGAGCGAGGAAGGCUCUUGAAUAAACUAGCUGACUUAGUUGAAAGAGAUCGGGUGAUUUUAGCUACGAUGGAAGCCAUUGAUGGUGGGAAACUCUUUUCCACUGCCUAUCUAAUGGAUUUAGGUGCCUGUGUCAAAACAUUACGCUACUGUGCAGGCUGGGCUGAUAAAAUCCAUGGGCGUACUGUACCAAUGGAUGGAAACUUUUUUACAUUUACAAGACAUGAGCCUAUUGGUGUGUGUGGCCAAAUUAUUCCUUGGAACUUCCCAUUGGUUAUGUUCAUGUGGAAGAUCGCCCCUGCUCUUUGUUGUGGAAACACAGUGGUUGUCAAACCAGCAGAACAGACCCCACUGACUGCCCUUUACAUGGGAUCCUUAAUUAAAGAGGCUGGAUUUCCACCUGGAGUGGUGAACAUUGUGCCAGGCUUUGGACCCACCGCUGGAGCAGCAAUUUCUCACCACAUGGAUGUAGAUAAAAUAGCUUUCACAGGCUCUACAGAGGUUGGCAAACUGAUUAAAGAAGCAGCAGGAAAGAGCAAUCUGAAAAGAGUUACAUUGGAGCUUGGAGGAAAAAGUCCCAACAUUAUAUUUGCGGACGCAGACUUGGACACCGCUGUGGAAUUUGCACAUAUUGGUCUGUUCUACCACCAGGGGCAGUGUUGUAUAGCAGGAUCUAGGAUUUUUGUGGAAGAGCCUAUUUAUGACGAGUUUGUUCGACGAAGCAUUGAACGAGCAAAGAAGUAUACUCUUGGAAAUCCUCUGUUGCCUGGUGUACAGCAAGGCCCUCAAAUUGAUAAGGAGCAGUUUCAAAAAAUCCUGGAGCUAAUUGAAAGUGGGAAAAAAGAAGGAGCCAAACUGGAAUGUGGAGGAGGUCCAUGGGGAGACAAAGGUUACUUCAUCCAGCCUACAGUUUUUUCUGACGUUACAGAUGACAUGCGCAUCGCCAAAGAAGAGAUAUUUGGACCUGUUCAACAAAUCAUGAAGUUUAAAACCAUAGAUGAAGUUAUCAAGAGGGCAAAUAAUACUACCUAUGGCUUAGCAGCAGCAGUUUUUACCAAAGACAUUGAUAAGGCACUGACAUUUGCAGCUGCUCUUCAAGCUGGAACUGUAUGGGUUAAUUGUUACAGUGCAAUGUCUGCUCAGUGCACUUUUGGAGGAUUUAAGAUGUCAGGAAAUGGACGAGAAAUGGGAGAAUAUGGCCUUCAUGAAUACACAGAAGUUAAGACUGUCACAAUCAAAAUCCCACAGAAGAACUCGUAAUGCUGCUUGAGGUGCAGAAUUUAACACCUUCAAAUGAAUCUGAAAAAGCUAUCUGAAUUCGGAAAGCUUUUGUGUCCCAAAUUAUUCAUUAACCUUCCUGAUUUCUAAUUGUGUGCUUACAUUAACAAUAUGAAGGAUAUUGUCAACAAUUUUAGUGUCAUUAACUGAGAAAAGGAAACCUUAAUGUCUGGUACAUAGCUGAGUGAUGUUUAAAUUCAUGUUGAGAAAAAACUACUUUUCAGUAGAAAGUGUCUAGUGCUCUGAAAAUAUUACUUUUUCAAUGUAUCCUACAGGUACAGUUUGAACUUCUGUGCUCUUCUAAAUGUUAGAGGGUGAACUCUUUGCAUUUUCUUGUCUUUGUGACCUUAACAAAAGCACUUACGAGUAAUUACCAGAUACUCCUCUGUGUCUUUAAAAAUAGUAGACUUUUUUUAGAUGUAUUUUUUAGACUACUGAAUUGUUCAUCACACUACAUAAAUGUAAUCUGGAUAAUAUUAAACCAUAUUAAAAUUCAUCUUCAAAACCU